AUGACUUUGUUUAAAAUAUUGUUUAUUAUAAAUAUUAUUUUUUUAUCAAUAAUAGCUGAAAAUCAAUUAACAAAAAAUGUUAUAUUUGAUGUAGCUGAAAAUUGGUGUUGUAAAAUUGAACCUAAAAUCGAAUUGAUACCACAAACUCGACAAAUAACAUACUAUGUAGUUCGACAGGGUCGUCAUAAAUGUGGCUAUGCUCCAUGUGGUUUUUUACAGACGAGUCGUUGUACAGUUUGGUGUUCAGAAAGUUGGUUAGAAGCUGAAAAUCGUAUUGAAACUUAUUUAGUUAAUAAAACUCUUCCAUGUCCAAAUGAUCAACUUCGUUGUUGUCCUAAUCAUCUUUAUAUAAUGGGUCAUUGUAUGUCAUCUGAUGAAAUUCAUAAUAAUCUAGAGUUAUUAAUGCAAUUAAAUGAAUUAGAUAUUGUUCUACCCGGUCCUAAUCAUGCUUAA
Messenger RNA from Rotaria sp. Silwood1, 453 nucleotides. NCBI's taxonomy places the organism in Eukaryota, Metazoa, Rotifera, Eurotatoria, Philodinida, Philodinidae. The record is from the annotation of a GenBank genome assembly.